UUUAAUAAAAAACGCCUACCGUUGUUUUUGACCGUUGGCAACUCAUGAGCUCUCGAACUGGGCAACCUGCGCACCCUUCUCUCUUCUCGCUUCUCUCUUCAUCACUCCGCUUCCUUAUUCAUCACUCGCUGUGAGGUUCUUUGUUGUCUCUGUGUACUCGUAUGUAUUUGUCGUCCAUCAUCUUGGUAAGAAGAUGCAAGUGCUUCAGGAUGUCGUCCUACAUGUGUACGAGUUGCAGGCCCCCGCUGACCAGCAGCAACAGCAACAAUCAUCUGGUCUGCGAGCUCUGAGUUUCUUCUCCCAAAUGCUCCCAUCGAUGGGGUACGGCGCCUACCACACAAGCCUGGAGGUGAUGGACGAUCGGUACACGUUUGCGGCGAAUGCUGGCAUUGUCAAGACACGCUCUAGCAACGAAGCUGUUCCUCCUGGAGCCCUUUACAAGGAAGCCAUUCCUUUGGGAGCCUGUUGUGUUCGAAGUCGCGGAGAACUCCACGAAAUUGUCACCAAAUUGAGAGCCGUGUUUGCACCCAACGCCUAUCAUCUCGUCCAUAGGAACUGCAACCAUUUUACGGAAACCUUUGCCACGGCGAUUAUUCUCCAAGAUGCACUGGCAGAGCCAGGAAAUCACCACAGACUGAAGACCUACCCGGAUUGGAUCAAUCGAUUAGCCAACACUUCUAAAAUGGUCGUGUCGCAUGAUGAGGACAUUGUGCCUUGUAAUGUUCUAGUGGAGGCACGAAAUGCAGUCGGAGCCAAUGAAAAAGUGGGCUGGGAAUUCUCCAGCAAGGCAUCCACCAGCAGCAAGAGAAACAGUAUUAAUAGCACUGCAAAAUCAUCCAAGAAGGAGCUGACGGAAAAACAAAAGGCUGCACUGGCAAAGAUACGGAACAAAAGCUAGCUAGUCACAUUCGGUAGUUGUGGGCGGAACCUAAUAUCAACAUUGACUUACUGAAUGUGUUUUUUUUUUGGUAUUGUUGAGCCAAGAAAGACACUGGAGCCAGCUGUAUAUCUCACAAGGGAGGCAUCGGCUUUGUGAGUAAGCUGCCAGUGUUAAAGGGUCGAUUACGAUAGGAAAUGAUGACAAUCAAAGGCGACGGCCAAUUACCUGGUACAUGUACAAAGUUACAAUGUACAUGUGUACCGGUACAGCCGUAGGAUGGCCUGGUGUUGUGAGUCGAGGAUUAGUUAGAAAACGAUAGAAAUGCUACGCUACGUCGGUGGAUGGUGGAUUUGUUUGUUGAUAUAGUCCUUCCGAGGUGGCUACAACUACCUGGUAGUAGGACUGUGUGGUCUUGACUAUUUAUUAGGCUCCUUUUUUAUUGUUU
Molecule: messenger RNA, 1325 nt
Organism: Seminavis robusta
Lineage: Eukaryota; Bacillariophyta; Bacillariophyceae; Naviculales; Naviculaceae
Source: the annotation of a GenBank genome assembly